This is a messenger RNA of Dentiscutata erythropus, 390 nucleotides long. Lineage: Eukaryota; Fungi; Glomeromycota; Glomeromycetes; Diversisporales; Gigasporaceae. The record is from the annotation of a GenBank genome assembly.
AUGGUUGAUAAGUUACCUAAAGACAGUCACCUUCGAACUAGCAUGCAAAGAUUAUUGUUUAAGGCUUGGACAAUAUUCGGUCUUGGGUUUCUAGCUUGGAACAUUGAUAACAUUGCUUGUGAUUAUUUACGAUCGGCAAGGCAAAAAGUUGGUAGACCAGCUAGCUAUCUAUUGGAGUUUCAUGGGUGGUGGCAUAUUUUUACUGCCAUUGGUACUCAUUAUUGGAUUGUUUUUAGUCAAUAUAUUAGAUUAAUUAUGUUGGGUGAGACCAGUAAAUGGAAUAUAAAGUGGACAAUAGGUUUUAUUCCUUAUGUAGCUCGUAGCUUAGAAAAGAAUGUUAAGCUUACAAAUAAUAAGCCAGUGCCAAUUGCUUUUGGUUACCUAAAAUAG